Molecule: messenger RNA, 2605 nt
Organism: Psylliodes chrysocephalus
Lineage: Eukaryota; Metazoa; Arthropoda; Insecta; Coleoptera; Chrysomelidae
Source: the annotation of a GenBank genome assembly
GUGGCUAAUCAAGGUACAAAGAGGUAAAUUUGCUUUAAAAAUAUUAUUUCCGGUCAUCCAGAAAAAUGAGCAGCUCAGAGGAGGUAUCAUGGAUUUCCUGGUUUUGUGGAUUAAGGGGAAAUGAAUUUUUUUGCGAGGUUGAUGAAGACUAUAUUCAAGACAAAUUUAAUCUUACAGGGCUCAACGAACAAGUGCCACAUUAUAGACAAGCUUUAGAUAUGAUUUUAGAUUUGGAACCAGAUGAUGAAUUAGAUGACAAUCCUAAUCAAUCUGACCUAAUAGAACAAGCUGCAGAAAUGCUUUAUGGGUUGAUACAUGCUAGGUACAUAUUAACAAAUCGAGGUAUAGCUCAGAUGAUAGAAAAAUAUCAAUCAGGUGAUUUCGGUUAUUGCCCUAGAGUCUAUUGUGAAUCACAACCUAUGUUACCUUUAGGUUUAUCUGAUGUGCCUGGUGAAGCUAUGGUAAAAUCUUAUUGUCCAAAAUGUAUGGAUGUUUAUACACCAAAAUCAUCGAGGCAUCAUCAUACGGACGGCGCCUAUUUUGGCACAGGCUUCCCCCACAUGUUGUUCAUGGUUCACCCAGAAUACAGACCGAAACGUCCUACAAAUCAGUUUGUUCCUAGGUUAUUUGGAUUCAAAAUACAUCCUCUGGCAUAUCAGCUCCAGCAACAAGCUGCAUCAACAUUCAAGACACCUUUGAGGAGUCUGAACUUCAACAACGGCAAGCGCUAAAAAAAUUGAACACUUAUUAAAUUAUAACCAAGUGAAUUAUAAAAUAUAGUUUAAAUGUGUUUUGAAGGAAUUACAUUUUUUCUGUUGAGUGGUUUAUUGUUUCUAGUUUAAUGUAUAUUCUUUUCUGUUUUUAAUAUGUAUAUGCAUAAAAAUUGACAUUAGAUUGAAAUUGGACAAUUCCAUAAGACUACUUAUCCGGUUGUAAAAAAUGUUAUUUGCAAUAUAUUCCUUCAAAUUAAUGCAGUGGGUAACCCAGAUGGAAAGAAAUCUUGCAAUUUUACAAUUGAAUCACUUUAUAUUGAUAAUUAAAGUGGUAUCUUUUUAUGAUUUGUUUUAUUAAUUUUAUUACAUAAAAUUGCAGCUAAAAAUACGGGACGCAUUAAUUUAAUGAAUCUGCGUUGACAAAAGUUAGAUAAAUUAAAUAUUAAGUUACAUUAACUUAAACAAUGUAUAACCUCUGCAUACAGGAUGUUUUAUGAUUUAUAAAAAUGGUCACUGUUUUGCGCAUUUAUUUAGAAUUUGACACAAAAACAAGACAUUUUUUUAUUGUAAAAAAUCCUGUAUCGUUUCUAAUCAUGUGAUAUUUUUUUUAACUACUUACUAGUUUAUAAUUUUUGUUGACUCGGAUGCAUUAUUUUUGUAAUAAAAGACAGAAAUCAAAAACGAAGACCAAAGAAAAGGGAUUGUACCAGUUCUGGGUAUUUCACAUGUAAUUUUCCCCAAAUCUAAGAGCAGGCUUGAUAAAUGUAUCACUAGAUUUAGUAACUUUUUAGGUUGAUGGCACUAUUAUCUGUCAAACGUUAAAAACAUGACCGUUGUCACGCAUAAAUCUUUUGAAACCGUUUCUGACGAUUCGUUUUCAGUGAAAAAUAAAGAAACGUUGCGUUUUUUGACAGUUGACCGUGCUGUCAACCUAGAAAUAACUGAGGAAGCUAACAAAUCUCACCUUAGAAAAUCAUGUGCUGAUUUAUGUGUAUAAACUUUCAAUUACUAGGGUAAUUUGAAAUGUAAAUUAAAUUCUGGACUGAAUAUGUCACGCCUCAUCAGAUUGAAAAUUAUUUUUUUUUUUUGUAUUCAGGAACAAAUUUUAAGCAAUUUUAAGAUCCUUAAAAACAGAGUAUGGAAUUUUUGUAUUUUUCACAAAUGGAAAUCUAGAACAGGCUUGACAAAUGUAUCUCUAUAUUUAGUAACUUUUAGGUUGGUAGCACUACUGUCAUCUGUCAAACAUGAUGUUAAAAACAUAAUUGUCACUGAUAAAUCUUUUUUGAACGGGUUUCUGGCAUUUUUAGAUUCAUUUUCAGUGAACAACAAAGAAACGUCACGUUUUUUGACAAGUGAUAGUGCUGUCAACAGAGCAUGGGAAUGUUUUUAUUAAAUUUAGUUCUCAAUAUAAGAUGAUAGAAUUGGUCAUUACUUUAUAACACUUAAUGGCCUACAUGAAUUUAUUAAGCCAAAUUGGAGAUGUUUUAAAAUUAGACGAAGCAAUUUCAGUCCAGAUAGAAACUAAUCUCAGAAUUUAAGUGAAAACUGGUACAUUUGAAACGAUUAUUAAAAACCAAUAGCUGACCUUAGUAAAAUUUCAAGAUUUUUUUUUUAUAGACGUUUAUUACAAUUUUGAUUUACGUGGAUGAAGCUGAAACCAACCUAAAAUAUUUUUUUAAUAGGUAGAAUUAGAGUAAUUAUUUAUGUUUGUUACAUGCUACCUUGUCCACUUACAGAGUAUUUCAUUAUUACAGAACCACUUCUGAAUGUUGUAUUUGUAAGUAAACUGAUUUUUGUUAUUUUUUUUUUUUUUAACGAAUUGGUCAAUUGAUUUUGAAUAGCUCUGUAUGGAAUUUAAUUUUUAAGUAAAUUAUAGAUACAAUUAUUGACAA